This is a messenger RNA of Paramecium sonneborni, 207 nucleotides long. The record is from the annotation of a GenBank genome assembly. Lineage: Eukaryota; Ciliophora; Oligohymenophorea; Peniculida; Parameciidae.
AUGUAAGUAUUAACACCAGCUGAUCUAAAAUCAGAUAAAAAAGUAAUUUUAUAUGGUACAACUCAAUGCCCUUAUUGCACUAAGGCAAAAGAUCUAUUGAAAAGUCUUAAUAUAGAAUUUGAAUAUAGAGGAACUGAUGUGUCAGAUUAAUUUAAGUAAGAAAGAAAAGCAUUAAAAUAAAUUUAAAUUAUAAAACUGUUCCUAUGA